CACCUUCGACAUGUGGGCACAACUCAGUACAAUUGCAAUGACAUUAGGCCUGCUCGGCCUAGUCGCGGCACAGCGCUACUUGGAGCAGUAUCCAGAGCCGCAAGGACGUGGCAGAGUGGACCACACCGCCUGCGGUCGCCCAGUGUGCGCCACCAAUGGCUAUUGCUAUCGCUCAUUCCAGAACAUUUGCUGCAUGAACACCUUCAAUUUGCAACUGCUCUUCGCUGGACAAAGGGAAUAUGUGGAAGCUGACAUGCAGCACUGUUUGCCAAAGCCAACUUGGUUCGACUACAACACACCCUACAGAGCUCGUCCGCUAGCCUCAUCCUCCCUCUACGCCUAUGCAGCCGCCUAUGAGUCGCCCUCUUCAUACGAGCUUGGUGCUGCACAGGCGACUGGCUCUCUGGCACCAUACCGUUCAGAGCCAUAUAAUCCCUAUCGCUUCUACAAAUCACAAGCACAGGACAUCUAUUCCCCGGCGAACGGGUAUGGGGAUAGAGCUGACUAUGCUAGCACGUGGGAUCGUUACAGUGGAAUGCAGGAAUACUUUACUCAGCAGCCUGCACCUACAACAUUUACUACAACAGAGUCCACAACAAUAGCACCCACAUCCAGUUCAACAGCUGCAGUCACAGUAGAAUCCACUACGCCAACGACAACAGUUGAAACAACAGCAACCACAGCAACCACAGCAUUCUCUGCGGCAGUAAACACACAAUCCCCAGUACCAACUACACCGACAUUCACAUUAGACUCAAACAUGGCAGUUACAACAGAAUCCACUUUACCAUCCACAACGAAUGCUAUAGCAAUUACGAGCACGACACCUUCAACGCAGUCCACACAGAUCACAACUGAGAAUUCGACAACAGUCUCAAGCACAACAGCAACCACACCAUUUAUUUCAUCUUCAAGUUCAACAACUAUAACACCAUCCACACAAGAGCCUGCUUUAGUAGGGGUGUUGAGUACAGCAGUUAAGGAAGAAUCAAUACAACCAUUGUCAACAAAUUCCACUGGAGAGUUGAAUUCUGCAGGUAUAACACAGUCCACAACAAAUCGUACCACAACAAAUAUACAAUCUCCAUCAAGAAACUUAAUAGCACAGCCAAGCACAGAUGCGCCUACAACACAAUCCACACUACCAUCCAGAACAGCACAAGAAACCACACGAUCCACACAGCUGCCCACAACUGCCAACUCCACGACACAGCCCACCACUAAACCCACCACAAUACUAUCCACAAUUUCAUCUACUAUAGCAUCUAACACAACAACAGUAUCAACAACACAAGCAAUCAUAUCAACCGCAGCGAACUCUACAUCCACAACAACGGAGUCCACUCCAUCUGCAACAACGACUACCCCACCACAGCCAACUACGGCAGCAUUUACAGCAUCAUCCACAACAGCAUCAACAGCAGCUGCUGAAAUAGAAGCAACACCUUUUACGACAGCCUCAACAAUAAACUCUACAGCACAGUCGAGUGCUCCCAUAGCCCCAAUAGCAGCCGCAGCGUUGAUAAUAGGAUCUACAAUGGAAUCCACCACAACAUCUACAACGCAAGAGUCAUCGUCUUUUUCAGCAACGAACUCCACUGCAGAGUCGAGCACGCCCACAUCCACAGCAGCAUCCACAACACCGUCCACAGCAGCAUCCACAGCAGCAUCCACAACAGCGUCCACAGCAGCAUCCACAGCAGCAUCCACAACAGCGUCCACAGCAGCAUCCACAGCAGCAUCCACACCAAAUUUGACAACAGCAUCACCAUUAGCAAUCACAACGGCACCCACAUUAAAUGCUUCUAUUGUAACACCUCAAUCCAGGCUUGCCUUUAGAGAUAACUCAGGACAGUUGAGUACAGCAGCAUCCACAACAGCAUCCACAAUAGCACCCACGACAGCAUCCACAACAGCAUCCACUCCAGCGUCUACAGUAGCAACAACACAAUUGGCAGCAAACUCCACAGCAGAGCCGAGCAGAGCAAAAGCUCCCACAACAGAAUCCACAACAGAAUCCACAACAGCAUCCACAGACGCCAGCAACGACAUGAAUGCCAACACUCUGGUCUCUCUGGUCUUUAGAGUGCCCGACAGCAGAGUCUUCAGACUGGCACUGGCCUCGCAGAUAACCCAUCCAAUAACUGGGCGUAAGACAUGCGCCGAUGCGACCAAUUUGGAGCUGAAAGUUAAGGGCAUAUCGGAAACGCUCAAGUUUACUGGAUGCCUCUUCAAUAACUCAGCCCGCUCUGAAUCGAAUGACGGCACCACGACAAGCCCAACGCCAAAUAGCAGCACACAUAAAUCGGUUAACUAUAAGCCUUAUGGUUACCUAUAUGGCUUUGCCUAUGGCCACGGUUAUGGAUCCGCUUAUGGACCCGGCCACGGAUCCGGUUAUGGACCCGGCUACGGAUCCGGUUAUGGACCCGGCUAUGCCAGCGGCUCCGCUUCGGCGCCUAAGCCCCACAGCUGGACUCAAUAUUAUCAUCGGCCCUAAUUUUACUGUACGACCUACCUCAAUAGUUCUCUACUACUUAUAUUGUAAAAUAAUCAAUAAGACUUUUUUUAUUCGUAUUCGUAUACCUUGCAUAUCUAUAGAGCUAUUCGCCAUAAAGGUAAAUAAAUUUUGAUACCCAAGCGAUUGCUGUGCGGCAA
Drosophila montana is the source of this 2655-nucleotide messenger RNA. It is a transcript of the gene Mur11Da, whose product is annotated as Mucin related 11Da. The transcript is spliced from 3 exons. Bases 11 to 2497 code for a protein of 828 amino acids. Lineage: Eukaryota; Metazoa; Arthropoda; Insecta; Diptera; Drosophilidae. The record is from RefSeq and is a predicted model, not a curated record.